AUGUAAAUACAAAAUCAAAUUGGAGAAAUGUCUGUUUAAACAGAUCACAUUUAUCAAUGUCUAACUGAAGAAGGAAACAUUUGCACAAUUAAAAUAUAUAAGGAAGGGUCUCCUAGAAAAUUGAUAGAGAAAGAGAUAAAAAUUCAACAAUCCAUCAGUCAUCUAAAUAUUAAGAAAAUUGUGGUUAAUAUAAAUGGUUUAUUACAGAACUCAUGA
This is a messenger RNA of Paramecium sonneborni, 216 nucleotides long. NCBI's taxonomy places the organism in Eukaryota, Ciliophora, Oligohymenophorea, Peniculida, Parameciidae. The record is from the annotation of a GenBank genome assembly.